Molecule: messenger RNA, 7506 nt
Organism: Mobula hypostoma (lesser devil ray)
Lineage: Eukaryota; Metazoa; Chordata; Chondrichthyes; Myliobatiformes; Myliobatidae
Gene: clec16a
Product: C-type lectin domain containing 16A
Exons: 24
Coding region: 346-3549 (1067 amino acids)
Biological process (GO): regulation of autophagosome maturation; endosome to lysosome transport; endosomal transport
Cellular component (GO): endolysosome membrane; late endosome
Source: RefSeq, a predicted model, not a curated record
GUACAGUUCAACUACAUCAUUACUCUCGGAAUAUUUUAGUUUUAGUGAUAACGUUCUUUCUGUGCACGUCAAAUAAUGGUGGACACGAAACAGUUUUGAAGGAAGGCUGUCGGCGCUGAAAAGUGAUCGCAAAGAAUUCUGGGAUUUGUAGUUUGCACUAGCCGCCCCUUUGUGGCUUCAUGUUAGCGUAAGCAGGCAGAAGAACUUGGUCUCCCAGCAGCCAGCGCUCACCGAGCAUUGCAGCGGCUAUCGCCGAGUCAACCAGUAUGUUGGUGAAAGGCUUGAAUGUCACGGGCACAUUUUAAUAUAUCGCAAUAGGAUGCGCGGAAGAAGUGUCUAGAAGUGAUGUUUGGCCGUUCGAGGAGUUGGGUCGGCGGGAGCUCUGGGAAGUCCCCCAAAAACAUUCAUUCCUUAGAGCAUCUGAAGUACAUGUACCAUGUCUUAACGAAGAACACAACUGUGACAGAUAGUAAUCGUAAUCUGCUGGUGGAGACAAUUCGAUCUAUUACAGAAAUCCUCAUCUGGGGAGAUCAAAAUGACAGCUCAGUAUUUGACUUUUUCUUGGAGAAAAACAUGUUUGUUUUCUUCUUAAAUAUCUUGCGCCAGAAAUCCGGUCGCUAUGUGUGUGUGCAGCUGCUUCAGACGAUCAAUAUCCUGUUUGAAAAUAUUAGUCAUGAAACCUCACUGUAUUACCUGCUGUCUAAUAACCAUGUGAACUCAAUUAUUGUGCACAAGUUUGACUUCUCUGAUGAGGAAAUCAUGGCAUAUUAUAUUUCCUUUUUGAAAACACUUUCUCUUAAACUCAACAAUCAUACUGUGCAUUUUUUCUACAAUGAGCACACAAAUGACUUCGCCCUGUACACGGAGGCAAUUAAAUUUUUCAACCACCCGGAGAGCAUGGUCAGAAUUGCUGUAAGAACAAUCACCCUUAAUGUGUAUAAAGUGGAUAACCAGCUAAUGUUGCACUACAUUAGGGACAAAACAGCAGUUCCGUAUUUUUCCAAUUUGGUUUGGUUCAUUGGAAGCCAUGUGAUUGAAUUGGACAACUGUGUGCAAACAGAUGAAGAGCAUCGGAAUAGAGGGAAACUGAGUGACCUGGUAGCUGAACAUUUGGACCACCUGCAUUACCUGAAUGAUAUCCUGAUCAUUAACUGUGAAUUCCUGAAUGAUGUACUAACAGACCAUCUAUUAAACAGACUUUUUCUGCCAUUAUACGUCUACUCUUUGGUGACUCAAGAACAGUGUGGUGAUCGUCCAAAGAUCAGCCGUCAGGCCUCAUUGUAUCUCCUUUCACAGGUGUUUUUAAUUAUACACUACAGGCCAUUGGUGAAUUCUUUGGCUGAUGUUAUCUUGAAUGGGGACCUUUCAAUGUUCAGCCUUCAUUCAGAGCAGGAUUCAUUGAAGCACUCACUUUUCCCAACUUCACUGACUAUUUCUUCAUCUGAACCAAAGAUGUCCUCAAGCAUUCGAUGUUUCACGAAACCUGUAGAAACGUUGGAACGAUCUUUAGAGAUUAGUCGACACAAGGGAAGAAAGAGAGUGCAAAAGAGACCAAACUAUAAAAAUGUAGGUGAAGAGGAGGAAGAAGAGAAGGGCAUAGAGGAAAAGGAAGAUGACACUGAAAAGCUGAAAGGUACAGACACUAGUGCAAAAGGCAUCAAGACAAGUGGGGAGACUGAAGAAAUUGAAAUGGUUAUUAUGGAGCGAUGCAAGAUAUCUGGCACCCAGCCUUCAGGCUUGACCGAACAAAAUACCACAGAUGAAGAGAAGACUGCAGCAGCUACAAGGACUAACAAUCCAAAGAGAAGGCCUUUUCUAGAUAUGGUGUACAAUGCACUGGAAUGCUUUGAAGAAGACUAUUAUGCACUGUUUGUGCUAUGCCUUCUUUUUGCAAUAUCUCACAACAAAGGUAUUGACCCAGACCUGCUGGAAAAGAUCCAAAUUCCUCCAGAGGAUGCUAAGGAGAAGAGCUCGUAUAGCCAUAUACUAGCAGAAAGACUCAUUAAGAUAAUGAACCAAGCAACACGUUCUGAUGCCAAAAUCCGCCUGGCUACAUUGGAGCUUGCUUGCCUCUUACUGAAACAACUUGUGUUAUCAGAUGGCACCUGUAUUAUUAAAGAUGUGCAUCUUGCCUGUCAUGAGGGUGCAAGGGAAGAAAGUGUCCACUUACUGCGGCGUUUCUAUAAAGGAGAAGAAAUCUUUCUCGAUAUGUUUGAGGAUGAAUAUAGAGUCAUGAUGAGUAAACCCCUGAAUGUUGAGUACUUGAUGAUGGAUGCAUCUAUUCUGUUACCUCCUACUGGGACCCCACUAACUGGUAUAGACUUUGUGAAGAGAUUGCCUUGUGGCGAUGUAGAAAGAACGAGACGGGCUAUUCGGGUUUUCUUUAUGCUUCGUUCUCUAUCCCUGCAACUACAAGGGGAGCCAGAGACACAACUACCACUAACACGGGAGGAGGAUUUGAUUAAAACAGAUGAUGUAUUGGAUCUCAAUAAUAGUGAUCUAAUUGCUUGCACUGUAGUUACGAAAGACGGCAAUCUAGUACAUCGCUUUCUGGCUGUCGAUGUUUAUCAAAUGAGCUUGGUGGAACCUGACAGCAAACGGCUUGGAUGGGGCGUGGUAAAAUUUGCAGGUCUACUUCAGGAUAUGCAGGUGAUGGGAGUUGAAGAUGAUAGCAGGGCUUUAAACAUAAUCAUCCACAAGCCUGCAUCCAACCCUCAUGCUAGGCCCUUCCCUAUUCUUCAGGCAACCUUCAUCUUUGCUGAUCAUAUCCGCUGUAUCAUUGCAAAGCAGCGAUUAGCAAAAGGUCGCAUUCAAGCACGACGUAUGAAGAUGCAACGAAUCGCAGUACUUUUGGAUCUUCCUGUGCAAACAUCCUCAGAGGUUAUGGGUUUUGGACAUGGGUCUCCCUCUUCAGCUCAUCACCUUCCUUUUAGAUUCUAUGAUCAGUCUCGCCGAGGUAUCAGUGAUCCUACAGUUCAACGUUCAGUGUUUGCAUCUGUUGAUAAGGUUCCAGGGUUUGCAGUGGCACAGCACGUAAACCAGCAGAGUCCUUCUCCAGCAUCAUCUCCUUCCCCACCCUCCAGUGGUACUGUCUCAACAAGCACCGGUUACAGUGAUACCAUCACAACUAGUGUAGGUUCCACCCCUUCAGCAACUCAGAGUCCCACAGAUGGACCUGAACUUCAAGAGCAGUCUCAUUUGACUUUUCCAGACCAAGUGGAAUUUGUCAAUGAAACCUAUUCUUCACCUCCUACAGCAGAGGGUGGCACAAGUUGUCACUCUUUGCCCGGCAGUACUGAACAUGAAGCAGCUAAUCUGGCACCAAGUCUGAUUCCAGCCCAUCAGCCAACUAUAUCACUUAUUUCUGACGACAAUACAGAUGCAUUGAGUGUGGAAUCACUGACGCUUCUUCCACCAGCUGACGCACAGCACAUCCGGAGUGUGAGCACCUUAACCCAGGCAUCCACAUUAUCUGAGUCAAAUGUGAUUACAGAAAAAGAGGACACUAAAACAAAUCAGGAACCCGAAAGGUCCGAGUCCACACAUUAAAUGCAAUGUAAACUUUGAACCAACUGGUUUUGUACAGUGAAACAGGUCUGAAAAGCAAGAAAAUUAAACUUAUUGUCAAAACACAGCUGAAAAAGGAAAACUAGUAACUCUGUGGGGCCCAAAAAUUGCUUGUAAAUUCCUGUGAUUCUGUGUCUGGGAUCCUUGCACUAGUUAGUAUACAAUUACAGAUUUCCAGCUGAAGGACAUACUCCAUGUACAGCUUUUAAUACAAAGCCCAUAUGCCAGUCAAGCCUAGUCACUGAUUAGAGCUGUGUAGGUUAGUCCUUCAUUCUAUCUGCCAUUUUCAAGGGAUUUCAACAAAACACAUGCAGCUGAGGUGUGGAUUUUUUCAGCUAUGAACAUUAUAUUACUAAUUUCACCCAAAUGAAUUCCUAGCAGGGCUAACUGAAGCAUUUUUAUGAAACUGCAAGUUGCAAAUUUAUCUUUAUUUUACCCUGAUAUAAAAUUCACUGAUUGUUAAAAGAGCAUUAAUUAAAACACGACAAACAUCCAGCACAACUACUUAAAAAUAGAUGCACCAAAUAAGUCAAUCUGCAUUGUAAUUAACCUGAAUAGAUCUCAAACCAGUUUUAUUGAUUGCACUUGCAUAUUUGCAUAGUGUUUGUUUUUAUUGCAGUGUUUAAAAUGUAUAUGUUUAAUAAGUUUCAUGGUAAAAAGAAUUUUAUAAAACUAAAUAUGUAAAGUACAAAUUACUUCCACAAGAUGCAGGACUGGCUAGUUAUUUAUUUAAUUAAACCAGGAACAUGCUCUUACACUUAAUUAAUAUGUAAAUAUUGGGAAUUGCAAAAGAAAGACAUUUAAGCCACGGGGCAACACUAGUACAUAAUCUGUUCCUGCAGCAUUUAUUUAUUAAUUACAACACCUGAUAACACAGAGUGGGGAACACCACAAGUUGAAGCCUUGGUGUCUUAGUGAAGGAAAAUUAGAGGGUUACUACCUUCUGGUUUGUAUUUGGCACCAUCAGACAUUUUGCAUUUGUUUUUAAACCCAUGCGGGUUUCUUAACUUGAAAGUGGAUGUGCUGGGAAAUAUUUAUUGCUGCAAUUAAUGCCAUCCAAACCACUUACGUAGCAACACCGGAAAAUUAUGGUUUGUAAUUUGAGCUGUUUCAGAGCUCCUCAGAAACUUUGAUUUUGGAGUCAUUUAUAACAUGUAUCGAUAUUUAACCUGGCUAUAUUUAGUUUGUCACAAAUCCGUACAGUUUACAAAUGGACAAAAUUCAUUCAUCCUGCUGGCAACCACUUGGCUUCUGCGCGGCUUCUCAAGUAAGAUCUGCUCCAUUUGUAUUUCAACAUUGAUCCAGAUGAGGAAAAGUAAUUAUAAAGUUAGCUAUAAAAUUAUUAGUUUUUUUUUGCUUAGGUCUGAGAAUAUUUCAUUAUUUACUAUGUUGAUGUAACAAAACCAAAGAGAGAUUUAAAAUGUCUGAAACAAUUCUUGGUUACAGUAGAUGGAACACAAUGUCAAAAUUGGAACAAAAUUAAUUUCAAAUAUAGGUAAAAACGAAGUGACCUCCCCACACAUUGAGAAGAUGUGCCUGAUCUUGGGUGUGAAAUCAGGCAAUGCAUACAAUUAAUGACAGUAAGGAAGCAGUUACAUUGUAUGAAAUUGAACAUAAAUUAUUUAUUGUUAUGUUCUGACAUCAGUGUCUAACUGUUUAAGUAAUCUGAUAUAUAAUCUUAAAAAACUCUGCGAUUGGUCUUUAACACCAGUUUUGUUACUCUGUGCAAACACUGAUUGAUAUUUAUUUGUAACAGGCUUUUACACCUCUUGCAGCCACACUAGUUGAUCUUGGCAUCGAGGCAUUAACUAAAUAUGCUAUAUUUUUAAAUGUCAUUCUUUGAAAAGCAUCAGCUUUCAGCUACUGUUGAAUCAACUGUAACAUAAUCUACUCCUACUAAUUAUUAAACCCCUCAGUUUAAUGAUAUAGCUAAGUAUCUAAUGUUGAGAAAGAGGACCAGCUGGUGUUGAUAUUCAAAAUCUACAUUAUUGUUAUCUGCUUAUUUUAACCUAAUAUCUUAUGGAAUCUGGUGUCACAAGUGCAAUCAAUUGAACUAAUUAAUCUAAAACUCUACUCAAAACUAUCAGCUCAAGAAUAAAAGUUUGCAUAGAUGGUAAUUAUUUCAUCACAUAGGUCACUUAAUUUCGUCAUCAUGUUUUGAGGCUGCAGGGUAUCUCAAGUUAUCACUGUGACCUACUGGCCCUAAAUAAUUUCAUUGCAAGGCCUCGACAAUAAUCCACAAUACAAAAGUCUUCUACAAGUAAAUUCACAUACUUAUAAUUUUGUGCACAAUAUCCAUAGUGGUAUUAUGUUACUUUGGUCCAUUUGACCAUCAUCAGAAGCAAACUAGAACAAGAUAUUAAAGCAACCAUACCUUGUUGGGUAUCACCUGCCAUACUAAUACUAUACAUUCAUACAGGCCUGAGCUGAGAUGGAAGUAUGUCUUGAUUUCAUCAUAAACUGUCAUAUACAUUAAUAAACUAUUUCUUUCCAUUAUAAAAAUGCUUUUUUAAUUAUAUAAUACUCUUAAGGAAGACAGAUAACAGAGACCAAGGCCUAUCUAAAUAUUCAGCCAAAAAGAAAAUCAUAUUGUCACUAUGAUAAUGAUUGUGUGUUUCACUUAGUUUAAAAAAAAGAGGGACCAAGUAUCAGGCAUGUGACAAGUAAAACAAAUACUUUUCUCUCUAAGUUACCUGACCAUAGAAGCUAUUGAUAUAUUAACAAUCUCGCAGAAUUUCCAAGUGCCCAUUAAAUUUUGUUCCUGCAAUUCCUGGUCCGCUACUGGAAUAAAAGUGCUUUAACCAGUAAUAGACUUUUUAUUGACAUGUCCUAGGGAUAUUGCACAUCAUUUGAAAGUUUUAAUGUGACUAUUAAUUUCUAAUUGCUGAUGACCAAUAGAAGGCUUAAAUUUAUGGAGAAAAAAUCAAUUUAAAACAGCUCUCCUAGAGAAAACUGUGCAGGUAACUGUGUUGUAUAAAUGUACUGCUUUGGUUUUCUUGCAAUUAUUCGCUUGAGUUUUUGGUGCAGUCUAUUGAUUUUGUAGGACAAAGUUAAUCUCAAUUUUAUCUGUCUCAUCAAGUAGUUUAUCUGUUGGUGUUAACUAUUACAUUGCAGCAUUUGAAUUUAACUGACCAUUAGUCUUAAUAUUCACAGAAGGCCGGGCUGGAUAUGUGAAGUUGUAACGUUUUUCUACUGAUUUAAAAAAAUAGUGCAUUUACCUGCUGGGAGAAUAUUGAUCUUUGUAUCAAUACAAUCAAUUUCAGAGGUUGGUGUAUGUCAUGUUCAUUCACGAAGAUUUUCCUAACCUCAGUGUCCUUGCAAAAAUUAGUGUGUGCUGAAGUUGCAACAGCAGAUGUGAACUUAAAAUGAUUUGUAUCCUUUGCCACAGUGACUUGUGCUGUUUAAUAAACAGUGCAAAAGCAAUGAACAAUGUACUUCUAAUUCGCUGCGAAGGAUGUAUUAGUACAAUAUAUGGACUUAAUGUACGGAACAUAUUUUCUCAGCUCAGUGAGUUUUGUAUGAUAGAUUAAAACAAAAUUGUAAAUGAAACAUUGUGUGUCAAUUGUGUGUUUAAAAAAAACUCAACUUUCUUUACUUCAGACUAAGCAAUACUAAGAUUAUCUCCAUUAAUGCUUUUCUGGCCCCCAUAUUAGUUCUGGUGCAAUAUUUCAAGCUUGUUGUCAAAACAGCAUAGCCGGGAAGUGUAAAGCAAACUGUAAAUCAUAUCUAAAUUGGAAAAUGUGUGUUCGGUUUUAACUAGGAAAACUGCUCUGUAUUGCACAUGUGGAAACUUUUGUUUUCAUUAUGAAGGUUCCUUUGAGAUUUCUGCUUUUUUUUUGCACUAUGAGCUCAGGUAGUACAGGUAAGGGUCAUGUAACCUGGGUAUUUCACAAUGUUCCAAAGGGCAGACCAGGAAAACACACAAUGUAACUUGUCUGU